UUCCUUGUGGUUGCUGUCUCCGGACUCGAGUCAAACGCAACGGGAGAUCGGAAUGGUUGUGGCGGUGACGGCGGCGGAGGCCGACGCGAACGCCUGCUAUCGGGGCUGCUGCAGUAGCUCCUCCAUCCCCCUCCGCCUCCCAUCCUCUUCCUUCUCUCUCCUCUCCCCGAUCGCCAAAGGUGCGGAGAGCACCGUAUUCGAGGCGAGGCUCCUCGAUGGCAGUGGUACCAAGGUCGCAGCCAAGAAGCCCGUACUCUCCACCUCCGACGACCUCGACCACUUCCACCGCCAACUCCAGCUCCUAUGCAAGUUGGAUCAUCCAGGGCUGGCCAAGUUGGUGGCGGCGAACGCGAGGCCGCCUGACUACCUACUCUUCUUUGAGCUGUAUGAGGGUCGGAGUCUGGCCGAGAGGCUACACGCUGAUGGAUGGAUCCCCAGCGUGGAUCAAGUGAUCUCCAUCGCUUAUGACCUAGCAAAAGCUCUUCUGUACCUACAAAACCUUGGAAUUGUACAUAGGGAUGUUAAACCUGCAAAUAUUCUUCUUGACAAGAAUUUUCAUCCACAUCUAGCUGACUUCGGUUUGGCUACCUACACGAAGGAUCUUAAACAUAUAUCAGUUCACAACUGGAGGUCAUCUGGCAAGCCUACUGGUGGUUUUCACAAAAAAAACAUGGUGGGAACUCUCAUCUAUAUGGCACCAGAAAUUCUGAGGAAGGAUAUUCACACAGAAAAGUCAGACGUCUACAGUUUUGCAAUAUCUAUAAACGAGAUUCUUACUGGUGUUGUUCCUUACACAGAUCUACAAGCAGAAGCCCAGGCACACACUGUUCUUGAAAUGAGCUAUACCGAACAACAACUUACAUCAGAAGUUUCCAUUGGUCUAAGGCCUGCUCUUGCUGACCAUCAAUCUGGUGGUCCACCAAGUUUGUUGUCGCUUAUUGAAAGGUCAUGGCAUCAAAAUCCACUGGAUAGACCUUCAUUUGAUGAUAUUGUCAAGGAGUUGUGGAUGCUUAUGAAUCAAAGAAGCAUCUCUUAUCUACCAUUAUUCACUUCCAACACUCAUUUUCAAGAUAGCACCAAUGAGCUCAAAUAUAUUCAAGAAGAGUUUAAUUGGUUAGCAUGUGGAGAAGAAUUAGCAAAAAAAGCAAUUGCUGAAAAGUCAAAUAUGACAACUUGCUGCAGUUCUGUUUGUGACACUCCACGCUAUAACCCAACUUUGUCCUGGGGAUCCUUUGCAACCCGUGGAAGAAGGGAGAAAAUGGAAGACACACACUUCCUCCUUCCAAAUCUAUGCAAAGACAAGGGUGUUCACGCUUUUGGGAUUUUUGAUGGUCAUAGAGGAGCAGCCGCAGCAGAGUUUGCUUCUCAAGCACUGCCAGUGUUCCUAAGGAACUCUGAUUAUAUGUGCAGUCCUGCAGACUCGCUUACUGAAGCUUUUAUAAAGACAGACUUAGCUUUCAGAGAUGAGCUGGCAUUCCACCUUAACUCUAGAAGAGCUGCUCAGAAAGAUUGGCAUCCUGGUUGCACGGCAAUAACAGCACUAAUAUCUGGGAACAACAUUUAUGUUGCAAACGCUGGUGAUUGCCGAGCAAUUAUAAGUCGCAAAGGCUGCCCAAUUCCUAUGAGCAAAGACCAUGUUGCAAGCUGUCCUGAGGAAAGAACCCGUGUCAUGGAAGAAGGCGCUGAAGUGAAAUGGCAAGUAGAUACAUGGAGGGUGGGAUCAGCUGCUCUCCAGGUAACACGGUCAAUUGGUGAUGAUGAUCUGAAGCCUGCAGUGACAGCCAAACCAGAAAUAGUUGAGACUUGCAUUUCCUCCAAUGAUGAGUUUCUGGUGAUGGCUAGUGAUGGGCUGUGGGACGUGAUGAGGAAUGAGGAGGUUGUGUCCAUCAUCAAAGACACUGUUAAAGAACCAUGGAUGUGUUCAAAGAGGUUAGCCACUGAAGCUGCUGAACGAGGAAGCAAAGAUAACAUCACUGUCAUUGUGGUUUUCCUCCGUCCUGUCUCAACAGCUGAGAGAGUGUAUUAGCUCAGGAGGAACCAUCCCAUAAGUGGCACAUUGUAACUGUGCGUUUUCAGUCCUGUUUUAGCUUCCGACCGAAUUCACUGACUUUUGAGUCGUUCGGUUGAAAUAUAGUUCCAGUGAAGCUCUGCCCUCUUAUUUUCUGAUCAAUUCUUUUGUGAUACCAAGUCGUAUCAAGCAAUGUAUUUUCUUCGCUUUAAAGUUGUCUAAGUUCUUGAAGUUGACAACGAAUUGGAGUCGGGAAAAGAAAGAUUUGGUAUAUCGACUCUCUCUAGAAACGGACUAAUGUAUUGUGGUUGUUUGUGAAAUUAUUUGCAACAAUAUGCUUUAUGAGUUU
Zingiber officinale is the source of this 2357-nucleotide messenger RNA. RefSeq names its product protein kinase and PP2C-like domain-containing protein. The coding region runs from base 53 to 2026 and encodes 657 amino acids. The record is from RefSeq and is a predicted model, not a curated record. Gene Ontology annotation, biological process: protein dephosphorylation; protein phosphorylation. The transcript has 12 exons. Gene Ontology annotation, cellular component: nucleus; cytosol. Gene Ontology annotation, molecular function: ATP binding; protein serine/threonine phosphatase activity; protein kinase activity. Lineage: Eukaryota; Viridiplantae; Streptophyta; Magnoliopsida; Zingiberales; Zingiberaceae.